GUUUUGAAUUUCGAAUUAAACAGAUUUCUGUUGUUGGUAUUAAUAAUAAGACUCUUAGUCAAAUUUACAAGUUUCUCUAUCUCAUCCAGCAGUUAAUUGUUACCAAAGUCUGUAUCAUUGAAAAAAGAAUAGAAAAUGAUAAAAAAAUAUCUGGCUUAACUUCACUUAAUUGUUUUGCUUGUUUUUUUGCUA
Messenger RNA from Racocetra fulgida, 192 nucleotides. Lineage: Eukaryota; Fungi; Glomeromycota; Glomeromycetes; Diversisporales; Gigasporaceae. The record is from the annotation of a GenBank genome assembly.